AGCGCCGCCAGCACGCCGGACGCCAGCUCCGCGGCCACGCGAUGAAAGAGUGAAACGUGGACGCUCGUCACAACAAGGCACCAGUAGCCAUGACGUUGGCCGCGCCCCCCUCUUCACAAGACUCCUCCCCUCAGAUGGUAAGCCACUCCCACACCACGCCGCUGCUGAGCCCGGCGGCGGAGGGCGCGGGCGAAGGCCAGCGCAGGAGGCGUGUCCUCUCCAAAGACGGGCGCAGCAACGUGCUCAUCGAGCACGUGAGCGGGCGCCGGGCGCUCUACCUGCGUGACCUCUGGACGACCUUUCUGGACAUGCAGUGGCGCUACAAGUUCUUCUUGUUCUGCGCCACCUUCGCCGGCACCUGGUUCCUGUUCGGCGUGUUGUGGUACCUGGUGGCCGCCAUGCACGGCGACUUGGCAGACCUGGCCUCGCCCGCCAACCACACGCCGUGCGUCACCGAGGUCCGGACGCUGACGGGAGCCUUCCUCUUCUCGCUGGAGUCGCAGACCACCAUCGGCUACGGCUUCCGCGUCAUCACGGAGGAGUGUCCCGUCGCCAUCGUGCUGCUCAUCUUCCAGCUGGUCGUCACCAUGGUGAUGGAGAUCUUCAUCACUGGCACCUUCCUCGCCAAGGUGGCGCGGCCCAAGAAGCGAGGCGAGACGGUCAAGUUCAGCCGGCACGCCGUUGUGGCCGCGCACGACGGCCGGCCGUGUCUCAUGGUCCGCGUCGCCAACAUGCGCAAGAGCCUGCUGCUGGGCUGUCAGGUCACGGGGAAGCUGCUGCAGACGUCGCUCGGCGAGGAGGGCGAGGCGGUGCGUCUGGACCAGCGGAACGUUUCCUUCCAGGUGGACACGUCCAGCGACAGCCCCUUCCUCAUCAUCCCGUUGACCUUCUACCACGUCAUCGACGACAGCAGCCCCCUGCGAGCCUGGGCCGCCAAAGGUGGCGGCUGGGCAGCGGACUUCGAGCUGCUGGUCAUCCUGAGCGCCACGGUGGAGCCGACGUCGGCCACCUGCCAGGUGCGCACGUCGUAUCUCCCUGACGAGAUCCUCUGGGGCUACGAAUUCCCCCCCGUCAUGUCGCUGUCCACCUCGGGGGGCUACGUGGCCGACUUCGCCUUCUUCGACAAGGUCGCUAAAGCCAAAACGCAGCCGCCGCCGUCCGCCAAGGAAGGGACGGACACAGAGAAGACGCGAGCGAAAGAGCACUUUCGUGGUCGAGGGGGGCGGGGCCGAGACAGCGGCGCGCUGAGCGUGCGCAUUAGUAACGUUUGACACGAAGCGGCUUCAUGGUUUCUGGCCUAUGGCAGACUCUCACAUGACAUGCCAUUUUAAUAACACACUAACACGCCACUAAAGUCAC
Phycodurus eques (leafy seadragon) is the source of this 1359-nucleotide messenger RNA. Its product is annotated as ATP-sensitive inward rectifier potassium channel 10-like. Gene Ontology annotation, biological process: regulation of monoatomic ion transmembrane transport; potassium ion import across plasma membrane. Gene Ontology annotation, cellular component: plasma membrane. NCBI's taxonomy places the organism in Eukaryota, Metazoa, Chordata, Actinopteri, Syngnathiformes, Syngnathidae. The transcript has 6 exons. Bases 90 to 1271 code for a protein of 393 amino acids. Gene Ontology annotation, molecular function: inward rectifier potassium channel activity. The record is from RefSeq and is a predicted model, not a curated record.